This is a messenger RNA of Hyposmocoma kahamanoa, 1097 nucleotides long. RefSeq lists its product as uncharacterized. The record is from RefSeq and is a predicted model, not a curated record. Lineage: Eukaryota; Metazoa; Arthropoda; Insecta; Lepidoptera; Cosmopterigidae. The coding region runs from base 46 to 369 and encodes 107 amino acids. The transcript has 3 exons.
AAACCAGUGCUGUCAAUAGAAGCAAAGGGAAUAGCGAAGGACACAAUGGAUGUUUUCUUUCAAAUGUUUCUGAGCUGUAUCGCUACCGAAAUGCCUAGACAACGGUUCCUCACGGAUAAUUUGAAAGCGUUUUUGUAUUCACCGCAACGCACGACCGUAGGGCUAGCGCACAAGUAUACCAGCAACCGUAAGUUCUUCGCCAAUCUGAUCUACCACAAGGCCUUCAAGACCAUGCUUCAGGAAGACGAGAACAAGUUGCAGCGCGAUGUCAUAAAGAAGUAUGAGUACUGUGACAACGUCAUCAUGGACCAGAAUAUUCUCAAGAAUUUCUACGACCGCGAGGUCGACCAGUCGAAGCUCAGGAAGUGAAGAUAAUCAACGCUGUACACGCUUUAGCGGCUUGAUCAAAGUAUAUAGCUGUCUGCAUAUUAUUUCAUAUAUAAUAGUACUGUAGGGGAAUUGAGCAAUAAAUUUAUUAUUUUAACUAACUCCGCAUAAAGAGCCAAUGAUGCACGCGUAAUUACAAUUAGAUAAGGUAUAUAUUAUUCAACAAUUUCUAAAUAAAUUGUUUUAUAUAUCCAACAUUUUCACGAGUAUGAUUACGAAACUGAGCUAUUACAGAAACAAAAACUGCGACGUGGUUGUGGGCUACGCUGACGCCGACUGGGAUGGCGAUUCAGAGACAGGAAAUCGACUAGCCUUUAUUGUUUCCGCGUUUACGGGUCCUUGUUGUAGCUUGGUAUUCGAAAAAGCAGUCCACUUAAGUACACACACUUCGCAAGUGUAACCUCUUUCUUGUAGUAACAGUAAGUCGCUCUCGCGUUUGCCAUCAGUGAUGUCUGCUGACUUCGAUCUUUGCUUAUAGAAGGAAGUGUAUAUUUCAGAUACAAUAGUUGUAACCAUGUUCGAGGGUAACCAAUUAGCUAUUGUCAUUUGUAAUUGUGCCUCCGGUUUUUCUCUCUUCAUGCGCGGUCAGCCUUGCGUUGCCGGUCACCAUCCUCUUUCGACGCCCUUUGAGUGAAUACACUUUUUUUUGUGAACAUGUAUUAAAAAACGAUAUACGUGUAUUACUUAGCCAAUUCCUAUAUUAAAUUAAU